Messenger RNA from Asparagus officinalis (garden asparagus), 1973 nucleotides. RefSeq lists its product as uncharacterized. The record is from RefSeq and is a predicted model, not a curated record. The coding region runs from base 248 to 1669 and encodes 473 amino acids. NCBI's taxonomy places the organism in Eukaryota, Viridiplantae, Streptophyta, Magnoliopsida, Asparagales, Asparagaceae. The transcript is spliced from 14 exons.
AAAAUCAAAACCACCAUCUUGCAGGAAGAAGAAGAAAUCCAAGCCAAAAUUCCAGCUGGCCCCUCCCACUACUCCCCAACUCCCAACCCGCACCCUUUCCCUCUUACCCAAAAGUCCAAAACCCAUUUUUUUUUUAUUCCGAUUUUUUAAUUCAAAUCCUAUUCACUCCGUUACUCCAAAGGGGCAGCCCACUAAAUCAAACAAACAAAAAAGGGGAAAAAGGAAAGAAAGAUUUUUUUUUUGAUCGAUGCAGAGGAGGAAGGCGAUGACUUGGUCGCGGGUGGCGAAAUCGGCACAGGCGCUGGCUGCACACGGUUUCCUCUUUUGCUUCACCUUCUUCCUCGCACUCAAGGUCGACGGCCGUACUACUUAUUCUUGGUGGAUUAUUUUUGUCCCGCUUUGGCUGUUUCACACUGUUGUUGCACGGGGAAGGUUCUCCUUGCCUGCUCCAUCAGUGCCUCACGAUCGGCAUUGGGCACCUUGUCAUGCUGUUGUUGCUACACCACUGCUAGUUGCAUUCGAGCUACUUCUUUGUAUAUACCUUGAGAGCUUGAAGGUUUACGAGCACCCUGCUCUGAAUUUAAAGAUUGUUUUCCUUCCUCUCUUAGCCUUUGAAGUGAUCAUUCUUGCUGACAAUUUCAGAAUGUGUAAAGCUCUGAUGCCGGGAGAUGAAGAAAGUAUGAGCGAUGAAGCUAUAUGGGAGACGCUUCCUCACUUUUGGGUCGCGAUUUCCAUGGUGUUCCUUGUAGCAGCUACGACUUUCACACUGCUUAAAUUAUGUGGUGAUGUAGGUGCCUUGGGCUGGUGGGACUUAUUUAUAAACUUCGGAAUUGCAGAAUGUUUUGCUUUUCUCGUUUGUACAAAAUGGUCUAACCCGAUGAUACAUAGACGCCCUAACCAUAGUGAAGCUAGUUCGUCUUCUUCAGCAAUUAGAUAUCGUGAUUGGAAUAGUGGCCUAAUGUUUUCUUCAAUAGAGGACAGUGACCAGGACAGACUGUGUGGCCUGCAAGACAUAGGCGGCCACAUUAUGAAAGUUCCACUUGUUGCUUUCCAAGUUCUGCUAUGUAUGCGGUUAGAGGGUACGCCACCUGGUGCUCGACAUAUCCCAAUUUUCGCUCUUUUCUCUCCACUCUUUCUUUUGCAAGGUGCUGGUGUCCUAUUCACUCUAUCAAGACUACUGGAGAAGCUGGUUCUUUUGCUGCGCAGUGGAUCCUUUACACAAAGAUAUCUCACAAUUUCAUCCAGAACUAAUGAUUGUUUCGCUUUCCUACAUCAUGGUUCAAGAUUGCUAGGUUGGUGGUCCAUUGAUGAAGGUAGCAAAGAAGAACAAGCUCGGCUUUUCCAAGAUAAAUCAACUGGGUAUAACACUUUUUGUGGUUAUCCCCCUGAGGUGGUGAAGAAAAUGCCUAAGAAGGAUCUUGCUGAGGAGGUUUGGCGGCUACAAGCUGCUUUGGGAGAACAAUCUGAAAUCACCAAGUAUAGUCAGCAAGAAUACGAAAGGCUUCAAAAUGAAAAGGUGCUCUGCAGAAUUUGCUUUGAAGGGGAAAUAUGCAUGGUUCUUCUUCCAUGUCGACACCGCACCCUAUGCAAGGCUUGUUCUGACAAGUGUAAGAAAUGCCCCAUCUGCCGUGUCUCAAUUGAGGAGCGCAUGCCUGUGUAUGACGUAUAAGAUCCUGACUUCUAUGGGUCCUUCCAAAUACCAGAAUGGAGGUGUUAAUUGUAUAUACAUAGAUAAAAAUUUUAACUGCAUACUUACGCAAGCACAGGUUUCUUUUUUGCGUGCGUGGUGUCUAUGUUCAAGGUUAUAUUUCCCUUGUCCAUUAUGUGUAUAUAAAUUUAUACUGUGGCCGUGGUUGUAUUCAUCAGUGAUGCGUUUUUGAAAUUCAGAAAGCUGGGUGAAUACAGUGUUGCUGUGCGUAAUGAAUUAUAGUUGUUACCCUUUGCCUUCAUGUAAAUAUAUGGUAUUUACCUUC